UCAUAAGUGUUUUUUAGAAAACUAUGCGUACGCAAUAACAAAAGCGUAUAUGGCUGAAGCUAAAGGGUGUAAAUACUGUGAGGUGAUACGUGAUAUGUUAGAAGUGCCAAGUUCUAUGCGUGACAGAAGAAUGUCAGCGCCGGCUUUAGUGAAUCUGAAGAGUUCGUCAGAGACGGAAGAAGAGGAGUUACUGUUGGUUCCAGUUGUAAAUAGAAGAAAAUCAGCUGGUCCGUUGAAGUUUCUUGUGCCUUCUCGGAGACCGAGUUUCUGUCCGUCCCCGACGAUGACGGUGACUGUGUCCCCGGACCGGCGAGCAGACGCCAUCGUAGCUCAACGGUGGGGUCCUGCAAGAAAGGUCGCGUUGCAAAGAAUUCCCGGAGAACCGCUUGGUGUAAGCAUAGUUGGAGGAAAGGUGGACAUCGUCUCCACGACUGAUAGUGAUGAUGGAGAGGAGAAGGCAAUUUUCGGGAUUUUUAUUAAAAAUGUGGUGCCUGACAGUCCCGCGGGCAACUGCGGGGAGUUACAUACGGGAGACAGAAUUCUGGAAGUAGACGGUGUCUGUGUGAGAUCAGCGCAGCACGAGAGAGCUGUGCAGUUGAUCAAGGCUGCAGGGGAGAAAGUCACUCUUACCGUGCAGAGUCUAUUGGCUUGGAACACAGACUCGUCAGAUGUAGAAGUAUCAUCUCCACCUCCUACUCCCACGCACAUUGCAAGAAAGUCACCGGUACCACCACCACAUCCCGAUGACGUACCGGAACAUGAGAUUAAGAUCGACAGAGCGUCAGCGGGGGCAAUAAAGCGUAGCAAGGAAGAGAAGGAAGCCGACCAAGAGGAAGAAGACGACUUUGGCUACACUACAAUGGAAGGAUUUGCUAAUCGGCGUAUGGUACUCGUCGACUGUUGCCCAGGGUUGCGUCUGACGUACUUCCACUGCAUUCUAAAAGCCCGUUCCCACUAG
Hyposmocoma kahamanoa is the source of this 958-nucleotide messenger RNA. Its product is annotated as multiple PDZ domain protein-like. Bases 50 to 958 code for a protein of 302 amino acids. The record is from RefSeq and is a predicted model, not a curated record. The transcript is spliced from 7 exons. Gene Ontology annotation, molecular function: protein binding. NCBI's taxonomy places the organism in Eukaryota, Metazoa, Arthropoda, Insecta, Lepidoptera, Cosmopterigidae.